Molecule: messenger RNA, 8113 nt
Organism: Nyctereutes procyonoides (raccoon dog)
Lineage: Eukaryota; Metazoa; Chordata; Mammalia; Carnivora; Canidae
Gene: REL
Product: REL proto-oncogene, NF-kB subunit
Exons: 10
Coding region: 118-1902 (594 amino acids)
Biological process (GO): innate immune response; canonical NF-kappaB signal transduction; inflammatory response
Cellular component (GO): cytoplasm
Molecular function (GO): DNA-binding transcription factor activity, RNA polymerase II-specific; RNA polymerase II cis-regulatory region sequence-specific DNA binding
Source: RefSeq, a predicted model, not a curated record
GUGGUCAGGGGCACCGGGGGGCCCGCCGGCAGAGUCCCUCGGCCGCCGGACCGACGCGGGCUGCUCGUGCGGCCUCGGGUCUGGACGCUUGGAGCGGGCGGCGCGGCGAGCGGAGCCAUGGCCUCGGGUGGGUAUAACCCAUGUAUAGAGAUAAUUGAACAGCCCAGGCAGAGGGGCAUGCGUUUUAGAUACAAGUGUGAAGGGCGAUCAGCAGGGAGCAUUCCAGGGGAGCACAGCACAGACAACAACCGAACAUACCCAUCUAUCCAGAUUAUGAACUAUUACGGAAAGGGAAAAGUGAGAAUUACAUUAGUAACAAAGAACGACCCAUAUAAACCUCAUCCUCAUGAUUUAGUAGGAAAAGACUGCAGAGAUGGCUACUAUGAAGCAGAAUUUGGACAAGAACGCAGACCCUUGUUUUUUCAAAAUUUGGGUAUUCGUUGUGUAAAGAAAAAAGAAGUAAAAGAAGCUAUUAUUUCAAGAAUAAGAGCAGGAAUCAAUCCUUUCAAUGUCCCUGAACAACAGCUGCUGGAUAUCGAAGAUUGCGACCUCAACGUGGUGAGAUUAUGUUUUCAAGUUUUCCUCCCUGAUGAACAUGGUAAUUUGACAACGGCUCUACCUCCUGUUGUCUCUAACCCGAUUUAUGACAACCGUGCUCCUAAUACUGCAGAAUUAAGGAUUUGUCGUGUAAACAAGAACUGUGGAAGUGUCAGAGGUGGUGAUGAAAUAUUUCUACUAUGUGAUAAAGUUCAGAAAGAUGACAUAGAAGUUCGGUUCGUGUUGAAUGAUUGGGAAGCAAAAGGUAUAUUUUCGCAAGCUGAUGUACACCGUCAAGUAGCCAUUGUUUUUAAGACUCCACCAUAUUGCAGAGCUAUAACAGAACCAGUGACAGUAAAAAUGCAGUUGCGGAGACCUUCUGACCAGGAAGUUAGUGAAUCAAUGGAUUUUAGAUACCUGCCAGAUGAAAAAGAUACUUACGGCAAUAAAGCAAAGAAACAAAAAACAACUCUACUUUUCCAGAAACUGUGGCAAGAUUGUGCAGUUAAUUUUCCUGAAAGACCUAGACCUGGUACCCUAGUAUCAACUGGAGAAGGAAGAUUCAUCAAAAAAGAAUCAAACUUUUCUCAUGGUGCAGUUUUGACAGAAAUGCCCAGGACUUCAGGCAUUUCAAGUCAAGCAGAUUCCUACUAUUCCUCGUCUGUGUCCAUGUCAAAUGCACUGUCACAUCAUUCUUCACCCAUACCUUCAAUGGUGUCUCAGGCUUCUUCAAGCUGGUCAUCAGGGGCCCACCCCACCUCGCGCGCAGUCAAUACGAAUCCACUGAGUGGUUUUUCAACAGGGACACUCUCCUCUAAUCCACAAGGUAUCUCACCAUAUCUGGAAAUACCUCUUGAGAGUGAUUUGAAUGCCUCUAAUGCUUGUAUUUAUAACAAUGCGAAUGACAUAGGCAGAAUGGAAGCGCCAUCCAUGUCAUCAGCUGAUUUAUAUGGUAUUUCUGAUGGCAACAUGCUGCCGAAUUGCCCUAUGACUAUGAUAACACCUAGUAAUGACAGCAUGAGGGAGACUGAUAAUCCGAGACUUGUGAGCAUGAAUCUCGAAAACCCCUCAUGUAAUUCAGUGUUAGACCCAAGAGACUUGAGACAGCUCCAUCAGAUGUCCUCUCCCAGUAUGCCAGCAGGUGCCAGUUCCAGUACUACCACUUUUGUUCCUCAGCCAGAGGCAUUUGAGGGAUCUGACUUCAACUGUACAGAUAACAGUAUGAUAAAUGAGUCAGGACCAUCAAACGGUACUAAUCCCAACAGUCACAGUUUUGUUCAUAGUCAGUAUUCUGGUAUUGGCACUAUGCAGAAUGAGCAAUUGAGCGACUCAUUUGCAUUUGAAUUUUUUCAAGGUAACUUGUAAAACUUAAAUGGUAGUUUGGGUGUAUUGAAUACCAAGCUGGAAAGUAUCAUGAAAGGAAAAUCCUGAAAUAGAAAUUUAAAAGGACUUUACUGUUUCUUCUUUUUGAAACAUGUGACCCGAUACUGUGUGUGGUGGGACUUCUGCUUUACAGUCCUACCCCAUCUUCUCAGUACAGAAUGAAGAGAAUAUCAAGACACCUCAGUUCUUCCAAAUACACAUUUUUUAUACUUCUUUUGUAUUGUAUUAAUGUAUUCUUAGUUAAAUGAAUUAACUGAUAUUUGCUUUUAAGCAAAUUUAAGGUAAAACCUAUAAUGGCUAUGCCAUUAGAAAAAUGAUUUUCUUAUUAUUUUUGAGACCCAUAGGCCAAGGUGACCCCUAAGGGGUUUUCUGAGGUUUCUUGGAGUUUCUUAAAUUUGCAUGUAAGUCAACAAUCUUUAAAAUUAAAAAUCUAACUCGGGUUGAGGCCUGGGUGCCUAGUGGGUUAAGUGACUGCCUUGGGCUCAGGUCAUGAUCCUGGGACCCUGGGAUGGAGUUCCAAGUAGGGCUAUCUGCUCUGCAGAGAGCCUGCUUCUCCCUCCCUCUCUCCCAAAUGUGCACUGUUUCUCAAAUAAGUAAAAUCUUUUAAACAAAAAAUCUAACUUUGAACAGAAGAGAGUUGAAGUGAGCUCAACUCACUCAACUCAAGGUAGGGAAAGUUCUCUACAUUUGAGAACAAUUAAAUCCUUACCUUUAAAAUUGCUUGUGAUUUUUAGCUUUACACGCAUGUCUUUAAGGUGAAGAGGUUUCCUUAGACCUCUCAUCUUUCUUGUGUUCCCUCACUCACUGUGAUCACAUCUAAUUUCAUGCUCUCUGUUCCUAAAUUUUAUCCUUACCUUAGACCUAUCCUCUGACCUCCAGGCUUGGAGCUUACCCAUGUAUGUAAAAUUGCUUAUUUGACAUCUCUACUUAGGAACCUAAUUAGUGAGCUCUGACUCAACACAUCCAAAACUGAGUUCAUCAUCUUCCCUCCCAAUUUGCUUCCCCUUCAGGUUGCCCCAACUUAGUAAAUAGCAGUGCUAUGCUUAUAUAGUUGCUCAGGUUCAAAACCAUGGAGUCAUCCUUGAUCUUUUCUUUUCUCUCCCAAAUCCAAUCUAUCAGCAAAUCUGGUAGGCCAUGCCUUCAAAAUAUAUCCAAAGCUCCCCACCUCUUUUGACCUCUACUACUAACUUCCUGUUCUAAGCCAGUGUCCUAUCACCUCUUGCCUGGAUUGAAGCUCUAGCCUCCAGAGAUGCUGUCACUUCUUGUGCCCUACCGUCUCUUCUCCCCAAAGUAGCCAGAAUGAUUAUUUGUAAAACAAGUCAAAUUGUAUCAUUAGCCUGCUCAACAAAAUCCUGAAAAUUGGCAGGCUCUUACUCCUCCUAUUUCAUCUCUUACCAUUUUCUUCUCCUCAUUCAGCUCCAGGCACUCUGCCCUCAUAGUCUCUCUUCAGAAACACCAAGUACACUCAUGCCUCACACUGUCUUUGUACUUGUCCUCUCUGCCUUGAUUAUUCUUCUCUCAGAUAGAUACGUGCAGAGCUCACUUCCUAGGAUCUUUCAGAUUCACUCAACUUUUACCGAUCAAGGCCUUCCUUGAGCCUAUACACAGCACUCCAUGUCCCCUUCUAUAUAUUGGUCCAUAGCACUUACCAGGAUCUGACUUUUACUUAGCAUUUAUUUGUUUUGGGUUUUUUUCCCCCUAUACUGUAAUAUAAGCUCCACAGGGAUAAAAAAGUUUUUGUGUUUUGUUUGUUGAAUCUCCAGUUUGUAGAAUGGGGUCUGCCUCAUAUUAAGCACUCAGUAAAUAUUUAUUGAAUGUUCAAAGUACUACUAAUAGAACUUUGUUUUUAGAAAGAAGAAAGAAAGAAAGAAAGAAAGAAAGAAAGAAAGAAAGAAAGAAAGAAAGAACAGCUUUAAUUAUUAGAUGUCCAUUAUUUUUAUAAUUCUGUUUAACGUGACAUUGGGUGUAUGUCAGAAUCAUGCAUCUUCAGGUCAGGGGUUAAUAAUGGUAAUCCAAACUGUUAGAAAGACAAGUAAUCCCAGGGGCAAAAUGAUGGCAGUAAUCUUAGUUGUGAUGGAAUUGUCAUGAUGUUAAGUAACAAACUUAUUAAAGACUUAGUCUCUUUUACAACUAGAACCUACCAUGAAUGUUGAGCAUGUUCUGAGCUAGAAACAACAUGUCAUCUCACUUACACAGUGUCCAACCAAACAAACUAGUAAGUUUACUGGAACAAUUAAAAUGGGAGAUAUAUUAUAUGACUGUCAUGUAAAUAAAAGUUCUGAGUUGAAUGAAGGAGGAAGGGAAGGAAAUGGGAAGGAGAAUAAGAUAAGACUUGGGGAUAGGAUAGUUUAGGAAGCAGGAGAAAAAGAUUAAAGACACCUAAGUACCAUUAAUAUUUCUUAGAAAUUAUGACUUCAAAAUGAAACCUUUACUAUAUAAUUUUAAAAGCCAUAAGCAUAAGAAGAACUUACCAGGGAGGAAGUAAAACUUAGGAAGUCUCAUUUCUUUUCUGUUCAAAAUAUGAACCCAGGAUAGCUCCAGAUAGCAGUUGAUAGGUGGUGAGCUUUUUUAAAAAAUACAGAAUUCUAGUUUUGUAUUCAUUAUCACUGACCAGCUUAACACAGACUAUUAAACACUUGUCUUGCAAGGUUGUAGAUUUGUGCAAACCCCCCCCCCCCAUGUAAGCUGAGUGAAGGUACUACUACAUCUGUGUUGAGAGUAUUUCCAAUGGAUUUUUCUUUUUUUCAGGUGCUAUUUACUGAUCAUAGAAUUUAUUUUAUAAUAUAAAAAUAACCUGGCAAUGUUUCUCUUCUAUCUCUAAAUGUAUUUAUGUUUUCACACUUAGUUUCCAAGUAAAAAGUGCCCUUCUGCCCUUCUAAACUCUACUUGCAUCCUGGACCCUGUUCUCUUUCUGUCUUGUUUCUAUAUCUUCACAUCACUAUUUAGUGGUGGUUUUCUUUGCGUAACUGUGGUAUCUUCUCUAGCCUUAAAGGAAACAAAAAUCUUAACUACUACCUUCAUCCACCUUCCUUCACAUCUAGACUUGGGAAAUGCUUUCAGCUUCGAUUUCCUCAGGUCCCAGUCAUUCUUUGGCUUAUUAAUCUUUGACCUCCUACUGUUUUUUCUUUUUCUUUUUUCUUUCUUUUUUUUUUGAGAGUGAGAGAGGGAGCAUGCGUGUACUCAGGAGGAGAAGGGCAGAGAGAGGGGGAGAGAAUGUUAAGCAGGCUGCAUGCCCAGCGCAGAGCCCAACCCAGGGUUCAUCUCACGAAUCCAAAAUAAUGACCUGAGCCGAAAUCAAGAGUCAGACAGUUAACUGGCCGAGCCACCCAGGCACGCCCUCGUACUGCUUUCUUAUGAUAUUCUGAGAAAAGUGACCAGAGACGCUCUCCUUGUCAAAUCUGGUGUCCUUUUAUCAGUCCUCAUUCUGCGUGACCCAUCCAUAACCUUCUUUCCUAUUGGCUACUCCCUUCUUGGAUACUCCUCCGAGGUUUCUGUGGUAGGUAAGAUUCCUCUCUGAGGUUGACUUUUUUCCAGAAUCUCAACCCCAGCCCUCAUUUGGUGCUAUUUUUCCCCUGGGUGACCUCAUCAGUGCCCACAGUUUCAGCUUUCUCUCACGCUACCCAAAUGCCUUUAUAAACUGCCUCGCCCACCCCUUUUGCAUUUUCUACUUUCAGUAAUGGCAUUACCAUUUACCCUGCCACCCAAGAUAUUUAAUAGGAACCUCAAAAUCCUGUUUUAUUCCUUUUCUCCCUCAUAGUCAUACUUAGUUAUCAAGUCUUUUAAAUUCUGCCUCAUAAAAUGUCUUGCGUUUGUCCCUCCUUUAUUCCUAAUGCUUCCUUACUAUAUAGGCCUUCAUUCCUUUUCCAAACAGAAUCUUCUCUUCUGGUUAAAAAUACCACAUUCUCCUCGAACCACAUUAUGUAUUUAACAAGCUUGGUAAUCUUGGCAUCGCUGCUUUUCCUGCCAGUUUAAGUACCUUUCCUUUUAAAAAAAAUCAUAUCUUUGUCCACAUUUUUAUAAUCACUCCUAUGUCCGUGAGUAGCUACCAUUUAGCACCAGUGAUGCCAUGGACUGUGCUAAGUGAUGAAGUCCAAAAGAUGAAUAAGACAAACCUUAAAUGACUAUAAUUCAAUAAGAGGAGUUCUGCAUUGAGGACGCGUUCAAAGUGUACCUCAGCUAGGGAAGCAGAACUGCACUUCACAGAGGAGAAGCCCAGUCUUAAAGAAGACGUGUUAUAGUUGCGGAGGAACAGAGGCAGAGUGGAUACCAUGGUGAAGUCAUGAAGGCCUGGUAACCUGAGAGAUUUUUCAAAGAAUGCCAGCUAUGUAAUGUGUUUGUUGUUUUUUUUCAGUUGAGACCAUAUAUUUAAUAGCGGUGAACAUCUGUCAGGCCCAUAGCAUGUGCCAGGCUUUGGGUCAAGGCUUUAUAAAAGCAUCGUUUCUUCUAAACCUCACACAGCCCUUUUGAAUAGGUACAGUUUAUCCUCUCCUCAUGGAUGAGGAACCAAAGGCAAACAGAGGAACUCGCUGAGGUCCUCCAGCCAUGCAAGAGUCCAGUGUAACCUCAGUCAGCAUCCUGGACCCCCUACUUGUAGUGACUGUGCUGUCCUGCCCUCUCUUCUGCUUCACAUCCCCUUUGGCCUUUGCUCUGAAGUGUUUUAAUCCAUUCAUAUUGCAUAGAAUACAUCAGUGUGCAUUUUACUUUUUUGUUGGGUGUUCAAGUUUCUCCCAUUUGUUUCACUGUUAAAAUGCUGCUUUCAUGAACAUCUCUGUAUUUAGAGCAUUUCCUGCAUUCUGGAAUGUUCCUUUAAAGGAGAGUUCUACUAAAUUUUCCUCCGUUUUCAAACCAGUCUUAACUCUUCUAUCAUUUCAAGCCACAAAGUUGUAAGUAGCUAAAUGUGGAUAUUUAGCUGCCUCCUGUAAUAUUAACUGUAUUAGGUAGAAAUUUUACAGUUAUUAGGAUUGUUUCACAUCUCUGACCUUGCUCCUUUUCUCUGCUGUAUGUGGCAGGUUUAAUCUUCUCCCAGUGUGCAUUUCCUCAUCACCUGAUCCUUGCACAGACACUCCCGUAUUAAUGUAAUCAGACACACAGCACAUUUUUGAAUGUCCGAUGUGCAAAGGACCAUAUUAGGCACUGAGAAUGACACAGAGGUGAAUGAAACAAAACCCUUGCUCUCACUGAUGUUGGUAUUUUUCUUUUAAGGGAUAAUAUAUACAGUAAAGUACAGAAAGUGAACCAGUUUUAAGUGUACAGCUUGAUGAAUUUUUACAUAUGCAAACAGUCAUUUCCAGUACCCCAGAAGUUUCCUUCAUGCCCUUACCAAUCUACCUACACGUCAAAAACCACUAUUCUGAUGUCUGUCAUUAGAACCUACUAUCAUAAUGAUCUUUUAAAUAGGUAACUGGAUUUCUCUAACAGCUAGAUUGUCAGUUUUUAACCUAAUGUUUCAGAAAAAAAAAUUAGACUGUCCAUGUUAAGAGAGACUUGGAAUUGUGAUCCGGCUGCCCAGUAGCACCAAAUAAUUUGUUAAAUCAUACAUUAAUAUGUAGGAGGAUUAAAGAAAUUGUCAUGUGAUGUUAAAUAGCAUGGAGAAAUGGAAAGAAGAUUUUUUUUUUUUUUUUGUCAAAACAUCUGGGUUUGCUCUGCCACAUACUCAUUACAUAGUAUCUAAGAAAUCAUGCCUUCUGUGGGCCUCUCUUCUGAUACAUAAUGCAGAUAAUACCCUGCUUACCUACCUCACAAGAUAUGUUGUAUUAAAUAAGGCAUAAGAAACUGUAAAUAGUAUAGUGCUAGUCAAAUAUUAAUAAACAUCUAUGUGUAUUCUGUGGCCCUGAUUAAUCUCUUAACCCAAACACUCCUAAUACAUGGCAGAGAGAAAUCACUGUGGAUUAGAUUCUUUAGUAAGAACCCUGGGAUAGGUUUCUCUUCAGAGUAGCUAUCUGUUUUGCCCAGAUCUGGAGGCCUAUCUUUUGGCCUUUACUCCUUUCAGAACCAGUUUCCAUUAUAUAGCAAAAAUAAGGUCAUUUAAUGACUUCUAGCUCUGAAGUUCCUAGGCCCCUUAAUUUCUUUGCCAAAGUUGAUUAUGAAUUGGGAGUUAUAGGACUGUCUUCCUAAAAGGGAACCUCAUCAUAGCUAAUGAAGUUGCCACUGAAAGAUUUCUGAUCUGUUUUGUUUUCAGGGAUUGACUAUGAAA